Messenger RNA from Bathycoccus prasinos, 3177 nucleotides. RefSeq lists its product with no specific name. The record is from RefSeq and is a predicted model, not a curated record. Bases 1 to 3177 code for a protein of 1058 amino acids. Gene Ontology annotation, molecular function: zinc ion binding; histone H3K36 methyltransferase activity; protein binding. Gene Ontology annotation, cellular component: chromatin; nucleus. Gene Ontology annotation, biological process: regulation of DNA-templated transcription. The transcript has a single exon. Lineage: Eukaryota; Viridiplantae; Chlorophyta; Mamiellophyceae; Mamiellales; Bathycoccaceae.
AUGGAGGACGGAUACUCGCAAACGCUCAGAGACCUCCUCGCGCAAACGCCUUUAACCACGGACGCGUGGGUCCAGUGCGACUCGUGCCAAGUCUGGCGACGAGUGCCGAACUUUGUCGCUUUGAAGUUAGGCGAACACGAGCAAUGGUUUUGCCACAAAAACUUCCACCAAGAGUUCAGCACGUGCGAUGAUCCUCAGGAAUUACUCGACGAUGAAAUCGACGUCCUGAUGAAAGCGCAAGAGAAAGAACAAAAGAGGAAACAAGCGGAGGAAAUCGGGAGGAAGAUUUUAGAGGAGGACGAAGAGGACGAACGAGAGAAGUUGGGAGUUAAAAGUGAGAAAGGAGGAGACGAUGAUGAGAAGAAGACAAAGAAGGAAAAAGAUGGAGCGAGUGGGUGGAGGAAGAAAAAAAAUUCAAACGACUCUGACGAUUCGAACGAUUCGGACGACGAUACCAUGAUGUGCAAACCAAUCGAAAACGCGCACGUCUGGUCGAGAGUCUCGCGGAACAUCUUCAAACACAGAGAGCCGAGGAAGUUAACCGAGGACGACAUCAUGGUGUGUAACUGCGCCAUCGACCCGGAGACCGGAAGCGGAUGCGAGGAAGAGUGCGUGAACAGAUUGGUGUUAACCGAGUGCGAUCCUAAAUUUUGUCCGUGUUCGACCGCGUGUAAGAACCAGAGGUUUUCGAGGAAGAAGUUUAAAGAGUUAGAGGUCAAACGGUCGAGUAAGAAAGGACACGGAUUGUUCUCGGAGGAGAAUAUUAAACCGGGCGAGUUCGUGUUGGAGUACGUCGGCGAGGUGUUGCACGAGGAAGCGUACGAGGAGAGGAAAAGGCAAUACGCGAGGGAAAAGAGGCGGCACUUUUAUUUCAUGACUUUGUCGAGUUCGGAAACUAUCGAUGCCACGGAAAGAGGCGGCGUUGGGAGGUUUUUGAACCACUCGUGCGAUCCAAACUGCGAGACGCAAAAAUGGAUGGUAAAAGGCGAGUUGUGCAUCGGCGUUUUCGCGCUGAGAGAGAUUCAACCGGGGGAAGAGAUUACCAUCGAUUACAAGUUUGAAAGGUACGGGGAAAAACCUAUGAGAUGUUUUUGCGAUACCGCCGCGUGUUGCGGAUGGAUUGGCGGUGCGAAAGCCGCGAGAGAGGCGGAGAAGUACGCCAACGAUUCCGAAGACGACGACGAGGAAAAGAUUCACUUGGAGGACGAAACGCCGGUGAUGUUGGAGUGCGACGAAGACCAAAUCGUGAAAGAAGAAAAGGAAGCCCGAGUACAACACGAACAAGAGAAGGGUGGAUCCUUCAGACGCUCUGAAUCGAAAAAGUUGAAAGACGAGGAGAAGAAAUGGCGACCGCCGGAGGAACAAAAAGCGUACGAUCGCGCGAAAAAGGCGCGCGAAAAGAAAUACGAAAACGAGGAGAAACAACGAUUGAAAGCGGAGAAGAGAUCAGUGCCGAGCUUUGGUGGUGGUGGCGGCGGCGGCGGCGGCGGCGGACGAUCGCGCGUGCGCGCGCCAGCUGGUUCGUACGCUGCCAAAUGGGGCGGCAUUUCCAGCGCAUCUCAAAGACGUUCGGAAAUUGACGUCGCCAUGGACGAUUUGCGCAACUCCAAGGGCGCUUUGCGCAACGAAAAAGCGUGUCUCAAAUCGAUUCAAAUGUUCAACUUGGCGUACCCAGUGGACGAAAAAGGCGAGUCGCAAGUUUCCGAGAGAGAUUUGGGAUUACUUUUAGAAGCGAUAUCGAUGACAGGAAGCACGCAACUACAAAGAGUGCUCGCCGAGAGAGGCGGGACGGGCGCGUUGCAGACGUGCAUCAGUCGAUUAGGCGGCGCGUUGUGCUCUCCGCAAAGAGCUCCAUUGUUGAGAAAGGUUUUGAGAGUUUUAGGAAACUGGUUGACCGUGUGUAAAGAAGCAACGUUAGCGGCUAUGCGCGACACGAAGACGGCGAGAGGGAGUUUUUUCGAUUUACUCGGUGAGUUACGAUACGCGAAGGACUCUGAGUUGCAAAAAGUCGCCACGGAGUUUGCGAACCAGAAAGUUCCGCAAGGGACCAUUAUCGAUAAAGGUGAGCCGGAGAGUAUUAGACGUUUGAAUAGUGCAAAUGCGAAUAAUAGUAUAAACAUGAACGGGGGUGGAAUGACACCGGGUGGAGGUUUCAUGCGCGGUGGAAUGGGGACUCCGAUGGGCGCCGGUAUGGCGCCAAACGGCGUCGUCGGGUUUCGAACGGGAACACCACCACCCAUGCGAACUCCAGGAAGUGCCGGUGGUUUUGGUAGUAGUGCGCCGCCGGGGAGUGCGACAACCAUGGGUGGUCGAGGAGGUGGAUUCAAUUCUGCUGGCCCGCCGCCUCCAGGAAGCGGCAUGGGAUUCAAUCGAACCGGCUUAGCGCCCCCGCCGAGAUUCGCCGGCGCGGGAGGACGAGGUCCACCAGGUAUCGCGGCGAAUAACACGCCGGGGAGUGCGCACCAAAGAGAUGCGAUUGGCAGAGCUUUACCGAGUGGAUGGAAAUCGCAAACAACGCCGGCGAUGCCAGCUGCAGCGAAUGGUGGGUACCAAAACUAUUACAAUCAACAGCAGCAACAACACCAACCGCCGUCCAACCGCCAAUAUCCGCCGUACUCGAACCACACCGGUGGCAGAGAAGGUGGUGGUGGAAACUACAACAACUACAACAGUAACGGAAACUAUAAUAAUUACAACAACAACAACAACAACAACGGCUACAACAAUAACGGGUACAACAACUACAACACCAGUGUCGGCGGUUACGCCGGAGUGAGCGCAAAACGCCAGCGAAUGGAUGCUAAUUUUAGCGCGCACCCGCCCGUCAAUCCUCCGCUCCCUUCCGGCGCACCUCCCCCGCGUUCCACCGACGCCCCUUCCGCUCCCAAACGAAACGACGAAUUCGAUGACCCGCACUCCCUCUCCUUCGCCUCCAUCGUCAGCGAUAUCGUCCAAGAGUUUGCCAUGGAAUACCGAGCGCAAAACCAUCCGAAGCACGCCUCGUCGGCGGAUUACGACCGCUUGCAAAACAAGUGGCAGACGAAAAUCUUAACCAACGAGCAAAAGAAUUUCGAGGAAACCGGACGGAAACCGAUCGACUUGACCAGACUGAGAGAUUCCAUCAACACUUACGUCAAAAUGGCCAACGAGUGGGAGUUUAAGAAUCAGUCGAAAUAG